GUAUUCAGUAGUAUAUAAGGGAGACUGUUUCGUACGGGCACGCAUAACCGAGGGAGUCAUUCCAUGACACGCGUUGCACACGACCGGGGCAACCUCUUUCCUCCACUUCUUCGGACUUCAUCGGAGGCGCACCGCGACCGCCGCUCCGCGGACACCUAGUUAGUACGCCGAGCCGGACCUCAGGGGGUAACUCGACCCUCUCGACGUGAUCUUCGAGGACACGGCCUCUUGCAGCCCGAGAAACGAAAGAAAUCCCAUUGAACCAGGCGAAACACCUCAGAAGUGCCAAGGAAAUUGAUCAGUUCAUCGGUGAUUGAACAGAGUGUACAAGACAUUCUCAGUAUUCCUCCUCGAAAAAGGAAAAGGAUCGUUCUAAUGAAUAAAGUAGAAUCGAAUUUCCUUUAGAAUUCGUUGACUGAGAAGGAGGAAUCGGUAUUUUUCACGCAAAUAUGCGAAAACGUUGAUCGGAUCGCAAGAAGCUUUUGUAGAGGAAAUUGUUCGAAGAUGUCCGCUAUGAGUUUCGUUAUGGGUGGAUCAUGGGUUACGCUGACCCUGUCAAUGUGCCUGAUGACGAUCAUCCUGCUGCUGGCGGUGCGACGAGGGAAGUUUCUGUAUGCCCUGCGGAAAAUGCCUUACCCUCCGGCGUUUCCUAUCAUCGGGAAUGCUCAUCAGUUGUGCUGCAGCCCGGCAGUUGCGUUCAGGAGGAUGGUCAAUUGGGGAAAAGAGUUGGGGAACAUGUACAUUAUUUGGGUAGGCAUGCGUCCCUUCAUCACAAUUUCCAGCAUAGAAUCGAUCCAACCAAUAUUGACCAGCAGCGUUCACAUUAACAAAAGUCUGGAAUACGAGUAUCUACAACCUUGGCUUGGCACUGGCCUGCUGACUAGCGCCGGUGAGAAAUGGCACUCUCGAAGAAAAUUAUUGACAACUACGUUCCACAGUGGCCUCUUAGAAACGUACUACAAAACAGUGGUCCAAGAAGCUAGAAUAUUGAUAUCCUGUAUAAAACAAGAAAUUGGCAAACCUUUUGAUAUUAUACCAUACGCAAAACGAGCAACUUUAGAUAUAAUAUGUGAGAGCUCCAUGGGAUGCCGUGUCAACGCGCAAAGAGAUUUGAACAACGAAUACGUGGAAGCUGUGAAUAUACUGGCAGAAAUUUCGCAAAGAAGAUUUUUAAAUGUGUGGUUGGCUUUAGAGGCGAUCUUCAAAUUGACAGUUUGGGGGAAACAGCAGCAGCAUGCGUUGCAUAUUAUUCAUAAAUUUGUUAAUAAAAUAAUUGUAGAAAGAAAAGCCCAAAGGAAAAUGCAGCAAGGAAACGUCGACGAAAAGUCUACUAAAUAUCAGGCUUUAUUAGAUCUGCUGUUAGACGUGUCGGAAGAUGGCAAAGUGCUCACUGAUAACGACAUUCAGGAUGAGGUGAAUACGUUCAUGUUUGCUGGCCACGAUACAACAGCGACCAGCGUAUCUUGGGUCCUUUAUGCAUUGGGGCGUUAUCCGGAGUAUCAGGAUAAGAUUCUUGAUGAGUAUUAUAACGUAGUCGGAACAAAAGAACCAUCACUUGACGCAAUAAACAGAUUAAUAUGGUUGGGAGCGUGUGUCAAAGAAACUAUGAGGUUAUACCCAGCGGUGCCACUUAUAGCGAGGCAAAUCUGCAGCCCUAUAUCUCUGUGUGGAAACGAUAUCCCAGUAGGCUCCACUAUGCUCAUCAACUUGUUUCUUCUCCAUCGCGAUCCACAAUCUUUUUCGGAGCCUAACGCAUACCAGCCGGAACGAUUUCUUCCCGACGGGCCAAAAUAUCCUCCCUUCGCUUUCAUCCCCUUCAGCGCAGGCUCACGGAAUUGCAUAGGAUGGAAAUAUGCUACGAUGAUGGUAAAAACUAUCGUUUUAUUAGUAUUAAGGGAGUUCCAUGUGGAGGCAUUGGACUCCGAAGAUCAGCUUCACUUUACAAGCGAAUUGGUGCUACAAACCACUAACGGACUGCGGCUGAAAAUUACUCCGAGAAUACAGAAAACUGUUGCUUAGAAUGUUUAACGUGUCUCACUCGAACCACGUCUUUCAUGUGCACCCAUAGAAACGCACAGAUACGGCAUUCGUCGAGACUUUUGAUUUUCUGAAUGCAGAGGUCAAAGUGCGUGCACAUUACCGCGAUUUUGUUUCAUUCAAUCUGCGUUUGAUAUCUUUGGCGUAACUGGAUGAGGAAGUCCUAGUUGAAUAAUAACGAACAAAACCGUUAUCAUUACGAUUACCAAGUACAGUUUAACACUAGAACUACACUAGAACAUAUUUGUGGCGACCGUAAUUCUAUAUUUUACAUAAUGAAAAUGAAAUUAACCCUUUGCACUCGAGAGGUGACUCUCACUCACCGCUUGAUUUCAUACGGUAAAACUAUAAAAUUUGAUAUUUAAUAUUAUACCACGUAUAAUGCAUCAAUUUGGGAAAUAUUGAUAUAAAAUAGCUUUGUUCCUCGAUGUACGUGUGAUUUUUCUUCGAGUUAAUUUCACAAAAUGUCGUCUUUAUUUCAUCAUCAACUGUUAAAGUAUUUAUAGUGAAAAACUGUCGAGUGCAAAGGAUUAAUUCUAUAGAUCUUGUUAUUAGAAAUUAUAAACUACGACAUUAUAUUUAGGAAUUCAAUGACUCGUUUCAGUUUCAUUUUUCUAAUAUCGUUGUUUAGAAGGUUUAUUGGA
This is a messenger RNA of Nomia melanderi (Alkali bee), 2681 nucleotides long. Its product is annotated as cytochrome P450 4c3. Gene Ontology annotation, molecular function: heme binding; monooxygenase activity; oxidoreductase activity, acting on paired donors, with incorporation or reduction of molecular oxygen. The record is from RefSeq and is a predicted model, not a curated record. NCBI's taxonomy places the organism in Eukaryota, Metazoa, Arthropoda, Insecta, Hymenoptera, Halictidae.